UUCCGUCUCUGAAGCCAAGUCUACACCAUCAAAGGACUCCCAAAGGCCAUCGCAGGAGCAGAGAAAUCAUCUCCCAUGCGUUGCAGGAGCAGAGGAGACCACCCCCAAAGUCAUCGGCGUCGCCUCCACGGACAGGGUAGACAGAUCGCCGCCGCCGCCACUGUCUUCUCCCUACGCCUCGCCUCCGCCGGCUACCGAGGUCGCGGCCGUAGAUAUUCCGUCGCCGCCGCCCUAUUUUGGGCUAGGCCGCCCUAUUUCAGAUAUGGGGGUUGUUGGGCCUGCUGGAGCUCGGGCGAGACAGGGAGGUGGUAGUUUGAGUUGCUGUGAAUCGCUGGGGUCACGUUGCGGCGGCGGCGUAGUGGUGGAGUGCGACAGUUGCGUGGCGGCGGCGUGGAAACUGACCGGAGGGCCUUGAUCAGAGUACCUUGUAUGUAACUGUGAAUUUUUCACUACGGAGAUGUAACCGCGGACUUGUCACUAUAAUUGGGUCACUGUGGUGGUUAUGACAGAUUGACGGUGGUGACGAGCUAUAGGUCUAGGGUUCGGGUUGAGGAUUGGGGGUGAGGUCGGUGCCUGGUGGUGGUGGACAUCGGCCAGUGGUCGGCGGCGUAACUGUGGAUGGAGUAACUGUGGCCGGAGUUGUUGUGACCGAUGUCACUGUGGAAGUAUCACUAUGGACAUGUCACUGUGGAACCGUAACUGUGACCGGCAACAAUUAACGGUCGGCGGCGAUCCCUGACCAGUGGCGGGUUGGUGUCACUGCGGCGGAUGUCACUUUGGGGGUUUAAUUGUGGCGGGUCAUGUAACUAUAAGACAAAGUAACUACGAAUUAGGGAUAAUUAUUCGAUAGAGUAAUGGAGUGAAUAUACCAAUUUCGAUAUAAUUCAACUUGGAGAAGUUUACAUUUGAUGCCUACUUGGAAGGGGAGUGCAAAUAUCCACCUCAAAUUUACUCCGUUGAAAAAUGAGUACAACAAAGGGACAUAGCGGGCAGCUUGGGCCCAUCUGCACGGGAGGCCAAUAGCUUUCGUUGGAAGAAAAAGUCAAUUUAUACAUAAAUUGAAGCACUUGUAAAAAGAGAACAAGUUUCCGGUCCAAAUCUUGGAUGGCAGUUGAACCCGAUAUCUCUUGUUUGUGGCAUCAUCUUCCCACCAUGUGAGCUACACGGCUACAUGAACCAGCUUAAAUUUUGUGGAAAAAGAUUGAGAUUUAAAUUCAGAUUUUUUUGAAGUUAAAUUUGAGACAUCUCCCUUGUGACACUCUCUAGUUUUCUUCGUUAUAUAAGCUACGGCCCCAACAAAAAAGUCGGUAAUAUGACGCUUGAUCAUUUUGACACUCUUUAAUAAAAAAAAUAAGACAUAAUGAUUGGCUGAACAUAUACUAUCGUAUAUAGUUAAAGUAACUUUUUCCUUUGUUUCCAAAAGUUCUUGAUUUGAAAAAACUAUACAAACUCUUCAUUUCUC
Molecule: messenger RNA, 1462 nt
Organism: Cuscuta epithymum
Lineage: Eukaryota; Viridiplantae; Streptophyta; Magnoliopsida; Solanales; Convolvulaceae
Source: the annotation of a GenBank genome assembly